Molecule: messenger RNA, 1262 nt
Organism: Bufo bufo (common toad)
Lineage: Eukaryota; Metazoa; Chordata; Amphibia; Anura; Bufonidae
Gene: HAX1
Product: HCLS1 associated protein X-1
Exons: 7
Coding region: 112-891 (259 amino acids)
Biological process (GO): negative regulation of apoptotic process; regulation of actin filament polymerization
Cellular component (GO): actin cytoskeleton; mitochondrion; apical plasma membrane
Source: RefSeq, a predicted model, not a curated record
GCGGAAGUGACGACAGAGACUGGCGGAAGUGUGAGGUGAACGUUUAAUUAUAUCGUCCGUGUGGAUGGCGGAAGUGCAGCAGUGAGCGUUGUGCGUGUCACAGUGUCGGACAUGAGUAUGUUCGAUCUGUUCAGGAGGUUCUUCCACCCUCCGGGGAUGAGGGAUCCGUUCUUCGGGGGGAUGACACAGGACGAUGAGGAUGAAGAAGAUGAUGAGGGUGAUGGUUUCUUCUGUCGGGAGUCGCCAUCUUGGCGCGGUCAGGCCCCGUUUCGCGACCCUUUUGGAUUUGAAGACUUUUUCCGUGAUUUCAAUGAAAUGUUCGCAGAUUUUGGGGCAAUGAUUCCAGAUGCCCCCCGUCUUCCAGGGGUUGAGCCCCCCGCUGGCGGUCCAGGAAGAUCUGGGGGCUCCUUACGAGACUUCAUGCUGAAAUAUCCAGAUUCCCACCUGCCCAGAGACCAGGGGCCCAGCACCAGGGAAGGACCCCACCAGCCAGGAUGGCUGCCUAGAUGGGGAGAUGAUGGCGGCACCGUCCCUCCUGAGGACACCAAGCAAGACAAAAUCCUGGACUCUGAGGUCUCUUCUCGCGGUUUGGAUUCUAUCCUGAGAUCAAAGGAACCAUCACCACCAUCAUCCUCCUCGUACUUCCGGAGCGUCUCCGUCUCCAGGGUGAUGAGACCCGAUGGGACGGUGGAGGAGCGGAGAACCGCACAGGACAGCGAGGGUAAUACGACUACCACCGUCACGGUGACCAGCAGCGGGGCGUCCGAUCCUUACGGAGGGGCGCUCAGCGACGCGAAGGAUUCCUCCCUGAUCCCACACAGAUCCCUUCCAGAUCUGUCUGACUCCCAGACGAUCCUGAGCCGCAUCCUGCAGCGAUUCUUCUCCAGCUGAACGCGCGUCCCGUGUUAUAUCAUGUAUAUAGGUGGUCGCUCCUCGCGGGGGCGGGGGCCGAACCCAAGGGGAAGAAUGUGAUUAAAUCCCUUCUGUGCUGGGACCAGAUCUUCUGAGGUCACGGGCCGGAAGGGGUAGGCUGCACUACUGAGACCCCCCCCUGUCCACUGUGGGUCAGUAUCUGCACCCGGCUGAUGUCACACGGCCGCACGUGGAUGGAAACGAAAAUCCACUCGCACUGUUUACAACGCAGCGCUGCGUCGUUCACACGUCGGAGGUGGACAGCCUCUCAGUAGUGCAGCCUCAUCUCUAUACAGGAUUACUAAUCAAUGACUGAGGCAAGAAAUAAAUGGGAUUUAUCUGUAACUAUC